Rotaria socialis is the source of this 903-nucleotide messenger RNA. NCBI's taxonomy places the organism in Eukaryota, Metazoa, Rotifera, Eurotatoria, Philodinida, Philodinidae. The record is from the annotation of a GenBank genome assembly.
AUGGAUAAACGUCUAGCUAUGGAUUUGCAAGAAAUGCAACAAGAAUUAAUUGCAAUUCGUCAUGAUAUUCAUGCCAAUCCAGAAUUAUCUAUGCAAGAAGCACGCACAUCAAAGCUCGUCGCUAGAAAACUCAAACAAUAUGAAUUUAUUGUCACCGAGGAAGUUGGUACAUUGGAAAGUGUACCCCCAGGUGAUCGUUUGAUUGCAUUACGCGCUGAUAUGGAUACUCUAAAGUUAGUUGAAGAAAGUAAUGUUUCCUAUACUUCUACAGUACCAGAAGUCAUGCAUGCUUACGGACAUGAUGGACAUACUGCAAUGCUACUUGAUGCGGCAAAGUAUUUAAGCAAUCAUCGUAAUUCAUUUUUUGGUACGGUUUAUUUCAUCUUUCAACCUGGUGAAGAAAAACUCGAAGGCGCUGUCGCGAUGAUGAACGAUCAAUUAUUUGAACGAUUCCCAUUCGAUGUUAUCGAUGGACUGCAUAAUUCAUCAGGUAAACCUAUCGGGACAUUUAAUAUACGAUUUAGUCCGAUGAUGGCUGCAUCUGAUCGUUUUCUUGUGACAUUUCAAGGUACCGAUGGACAUGGAGGCGCGUAUUCACACUUAGCGAUGGAUGUUACUGUUUUACAAGCUCAAUUUAUUUUAGCACUACAAACUAUCGUAAGUCGAAAUAUAUCACCAAAUAAUGCAGCUGUAAUUAGCGUUGGUGCAAUUCAAGGAGGCUCCUUUAAUUCACUUAAUGUUAUGCCAUCAGAAAUUCGUAUUGGUGGCAUUACUAGAAGUUUUACAAAAUUAGUUCGUGAUAUAAUCGAACGGCGAAUCAAAGAACUUGUUCAUGGUUUCGCUCAAAGUUUCGGCUGUACGGUUCAAAUAGAAUAUAAUCGAUUGGGGUGCAGCACUUGUUAA